CGCGCGGGGCGGUCAGUCAGUCACUCAGUCGCUCGCAGGGCGGCGGCGUCUCUUGGUCCGGGCGCGGGGGGAGAGGAGCGAGGAGCGAGCCGGCGCUGCCGGCCGGCCGGGCGGAGGGAGCAUGGCGCUGUCGGUGCCGGUGAACGGGCUGAAGGAAGGUGACAAGGAGCCGCUCAUCGAACUCUUCGUCAAGGCUGGCAGUGAUGGUGAAAGCAUAGGAAACUGUCCCUUUUCACAGAGACUUUUCAUGAUUUUGUGGCUCAAGGGAGUAGUGUUUAGUGUCACAACGGUUGACUUGAAGAGGAAACCAGCAGACCUACAGAACUUGGCUCCGGGGACUCAUCCACCCUUUAUUACCUACAAUAGUGAGGUGAAAACAGAUGUGAACAAGAUUGAAGAGUUCCUUGAAGAUGUCUUGUGUCCACCCAAGUACUUAAAGCUUUCACCAAAGCACCCAGAAUCAAACACCGCUGGAAUGGACAUCUUUGCCAAAUUUUCUGCAUUUAUCAAGAAUUCCAGACCAGAGGCCAAUGAAGCUUUGGAACGUAGCCUCUUGAAAACUCUGCAGAAACUGGAUGAGUACCUGAACACUCCUCUCCCUGAUGAGAUAGAUGAGAACAGCAUGGAGGAUAUCACAGUUUCUACCCGCAAGUUUCUGGAUGGCAAUGAGAUGACAUUAGCAGACUGCAACCUGCUACCUAAACUACACAUUGUCAAGGUGGUUGCCAAAAAAUAUCGCAAUUUUGAUAUUCCCAAGGAAAUGACAGGGAUUUGGAGAUACCUGACCAAUGCCUAUAGCAGGGAUGAAUUCACCAAUACUUGUCCCGGAGACAAAGAGAUUGAAAUAGCUUACAGCGAUGUAGCCAAGAGACUCACUAAUUAAUCAGCACUUGCAAAAGAGAUGACUUCUCACAUAUUCCAUAACAGAAUGCUUCUCCUAACAGACUGCUCUUUUGCAUAUAAAAUAACAAUUUAUUUUGCAUGAAUUUGCAGUUAUUCAAUGUUACGUUGGAUAGAGCAGGUACAGUAAUUACCUAAAGUUCGCAAAACAGGAGUAAUGAGUCUUGUUUUUCUUUACCUUCUAUAGCAGCAAAUACGAAGAUUAUCAUUAAUACAAUUUGUGUUUAAUGUUGCAUUGGGGUACUCUAGACACCCCAGGAUAAAGGGUUAUUUUUCUCCACUCCUUUUCUUAUCUAUUAACUAUAGCUAAACUUGCAAACAUUUGGUCUAUUUCUGUGUAGACACUCUUUUUUGAAAUUCACUAAUUGGUCCACAAUAUUCUCUUGGUAUAUGGUACAAGAAAUAUUUAUGUAUUUUGGAAUUUACUACUUCUUAAAGGUCUGCAUGUAGGAUAAAAUAGUUAUCUACAACAUAUUGAUCUGUACCUGCUUGUUUAUCCCAGCCGUAUACCAAAGGAUCUUAUUUCCAAAAAAGCCUUUUGCAGAAUACUUGGCAAUUUUUUUAACAAGAAAACAAAAUACUGUUGGAUUACAAACAAAAGACCCCAGAAAUAUGGCCACCACAGACCCAGAUAUGAAUGCCCCAAACUGCAGGAGUUGGGAUCUUGGUCUGAAUUUUGUUUAGGGGCCUGUCAGAGAAAAUGUUUAGGUAUGGGCCUUCUGGAGCCCGAUGAGCACUAGUUUAAAAAACAAACGGUGCUGUCUGAACGGAGUUUUGGGUCUCACCAGAUACAGUUAGCAGAAGGUCAUUUUGAUGGCACAUCAUGAAGAAACCAAAAGAGCUAGACAUCCACCAUUGGUUCAUUUUAAGAACUGCAAGUGGCUGCUUUUUUGGUAGUAAAGAGCCUUUGUUCUAUGUAGGUCGUCUUAGUAACAUUUAUUUAGGAAAACUGUGCUGUCGUAAACAAUGUACAUGUAAAAUUUAGGGUUCUAGUUGAAAAUAGCUACUGUAUAUGAUAGCUAGGAGUGCAAUGAUUAGCAAUGCAAGACUGAACACACAGCAACUAGAGUAGAAAUCUUGAGAAUUUCUUUAAAGAUAUUUUUUCUGAAGCAUGUUUAAGUGACCUUUAAAAGCGAAUAUUUGCCUUAACAUACAGUAUGCAUUUUUCUAAAAGAAAAGCCCUCUUGUUUUCUCUUUAAAAAUAAUGCUCUGUGAAGUGCCAGCCUUCCUACGUAUUAAUUUAUCCCCUGACUGUCACUUGUCUACAUACCUGGACGACAGUUUUGCAUAACCGUAAUCAUUGCACUACUAUCCGUUUAGGUUUGCUGCAGCAACACUGAGGAAUAGCACUGCAAUUUUUUAAAAAGCAAUUUUCAAAUAUUUCUAAACCAGGGAAUAGUUUUCUUGUUUAAAACAAAAAGGCAAGGUUUUGAUGCAUGAAAUAAAUUACUAGGUUAUUUUAGAGGCCAUCAAACCCCCUACUCCAAAGAGCAUUAACAUAUUUUUUGUAAUGAUACUUUUUUAUAUUUAACUGAUUUUAGAAGUCUGGAAAGUGCUAUUCCUUGUAGGUUGUUUUUCCAAUAUUAAACCUACUGCAAUAACAUGAAAAUGCUCACAGAAACACACUUUUAUACACUAACAUUUUGGUAAGCACUAGUUUUAUGAAAAAUAGCAUGACUUUCUAAGCAUCCUGCUUUUGCUAUUUCAUAUAUCCAUAAAGUUAGCUUGAAAUAAGUGAUAGAGUACUCCAUAUUUGUAUACGUGGCUUAUGGUGCCUUUGUCUUGCCUUCUUAGGUCUAGAAUUCCAUUACUGUAACAACUCUCAAUUGUUACCUGUCUUUUCAAAGACAGCGAUCGAUAUGCUUAAAAUCAAGCCCUAUUAUGAUUUAUUGCAGGGGCGUUCAGGAACUGAAAGGAAAAUCUACAGAGCAGCCUGGUUAGAAAAUGAUUUGUAGCCUUCUUAUAUUCACUGUAUCCUAAAGGCCCAUUCACACCACGAAUAAAGUUUGUCUAGCAGUAAAAAUCUUCUUUAGGGGUUUAAUACUUGCCAAUGCUACGUCCAGAGAGGGGAAUUAUUUCAUUUUUUGUCAGAUUAAAACCUAGUUUGGUUUUGUUGUUAAUACAUGGAGGGUAACAAUGGGAGUUUAUUGGUUUGGUGCUUUUUUGCCUUUGUAUAGCUUAAGAUGCUCAACUAAAAAUGGAAUAUAGGAAUCGGUUUAAUUCUGGGUAUGGUUUAGUCAAUUGAAAUUAAUCUAUUAAAUUUAGAUCAGGAUGGCCCUUUGGAGUUGUUUAAUUAGUGAUCAGGCCCAAUUUUUUUGUAAACAGAUUAGGCACUCAGUAUGCACACAGCUUGUGUGUGCUGGGUAACUGUGGAUGCACACGAUCAUAAUUAACCAUUUGUAUAUACAGUGACCCAGUUUGCACACUCAGUUGUGGUAAUUGGCCACAAAAAAGCAUGCCUGUACACGUUUACCUUGUUAAAAUAUCAGGCCUGUAAUCUAGUAUAAACCAUAGAUGCUUUGUAAUUUCCCUUGAAAAAUCUAAUUAUCAUCCUCAAAACACGUUGAAUAUAAUAUGCUACAACGAAGUAAUUUUAAUGGCUGACAUGGUUAAAAGCUUGGGAACCAAGUUAAAGCUCGUGCUGUCUCUGGCACCCAUUGAUGUAUUGCUUGUCUUAACACAAUGAGCUAUUGAGUGUCAGAGGUUGGACGGCAACUAAAAACGAGCUUUUUCCCUUAUAGUCACAGUUCAAAUGAGCCUCUGGUUGGUUAGUAACUGAAAGGGGAUAUGCCAUGUGGUGGCCGCUUGCUGACCUCUGUGAAAUGAGUGGCUGUCUUUCUGAUUUCCCAUUGCAUUGCAUCACUAUAGCUGUCCCAUUUGUUGGCAUCCUCCGUAUAGAGCUUAGUGGAGACUGAACAUCUUUCACCUCUACAGGUAGUCACUCCAGGUCAGAACCGCAGGGCGUUGGCAGGGUGGUGUGUGGCGGGAUUGGCCAUCUGUGCUAUAUGUAUUUUUCAGUCUGACCCCAAUCACCAGCACUUACAGUAACCCUUAUUAAUGGGAAACUCCCUGUCCUCAUUCCCUCCCACUUUGACUGGAGAACAAGGUAUACACAUGAAUUUGGUUUUUAAACAAAGUUUUCCUUUCUGGAAAAGACUUCCUGCAUGUGCAAAACUGUUUGAGCGGGAUGCAUGUGAACCUUGAAAUGAUUUCAUGCACUGCAAACAUUUCCUAUGUGUCUGUUUUUCUCUGGCAUUCGAAGUCCCACAUGGACUACUGCAGCUGUGUAGUUGCAUAAUUCUAUUUUUCCCAUAAAAUUGGUAAUUUUCUGGAACGGGUCUGUUUAAACUGAUUGAAAAGAAUUCUGUGCAGUUCCGUGAUAAGAUAAAGAUGCAAUCAACUUUCUAUGCUAAAGAAGCAAAUUAGCUUUUCAUAUCAAAGGAACAGACACGUUGAAAAAAACUAUGUGUUGAGCCAAACCCACGGAUAUCUAUCUCCAUGUAGGACACAGUGGCUAAGAACAGCAAAAUGUACACUCUGCCAUUCAGAUAAUGAUUUGAACGUGUUAAAUGAGCAUCUUCAGAACAAAACUUUAUCUAUCCCAAGUAAGCCCACUUAGCUUGUGACACUAAUUCUUGCUUUUUGUAUGUGGGUGGGACGAAGUGGGGAGAGAUGCAAACUCCGAGAACUGGACAUCUGGAAUUGGGGCAUGGUAUGCAGAAAUACUUGACAAGUCCAUACAAUUUAUUGUAGUAUGCUUAUGGAUCAUCUUUUACAGAUAUACCAGUAUAUUGCGGGCAGCUAAAAAUAAAAUUAUAUUUUCACUACCAAA
Caretta caretta (loggerhead turtle) is the source of this 4732-nucleotide messenger RNA. It is a transcript of the gene CLIC4, whose product is annotated as chloride intracellular channel 4. The record is from RefSeq and is a predicted model, not a curated record. Lineage: Eukaryota; Metazoa; Chordata; Testudines; Cheloniidae.